AUGCAGUCUGGAAUCUCAGUCUCGCAAGAGCUGCACGAUGCCUUUGCAACGUUCGCCUCCGACAACUCCAUAUUCUGCCUGCCCGUAACAAUCACCUCCGAGAGUCUGACCCCGCUUUCUCCGAUCCCCUUCUCCGGAGACGCAUUCUACCCCUCCCUCUCGCAAUUGUCGUCCGUGCUGGAACCCAAGACGCCGAUUUACCUGCUUAUUCGACGGACCGGGUCCGGAUCUCCUUCUCUCGUUGCACUGACUUAUAUCCCGUCAAAUGCGGGGGUGCGUGCAAAGACCCUUUUUGCGUCUACCCGGGCGACGCUGGCUCGGGAGCUGGGCAGCGAGAAGUUUUCGGAUACAAUUUUCGCUACGGAUGAGGAUGAGGUUGUUGGUGAGAAGGCGUGGCGGGAACGAGAGGCUGAGAAGAAUGGGUCUCCUGAAGCAGGAUACAGCCGCGAGGAUCUGAUGGGGGAUAAGGAGAGGGAGCUGGACGCUGUGCGGAAGGCAGAGGAGGCUGCUCGGAGCGGGACGCCUGGGAGAGACAUUGGCAUCGGCGGGACCUUUGCACGAGGCCCUUCCAGGAUGCGCAUUGAAAUGCAGGUGGAUGAGGAUGCGAAGGGGGCAUUACAAGGCUUGCAACAAGGGGGACUAGUACAAGUGGCCAUUGACGUUCCAACGGAAACACUCAAGCUUGUGUCCGCCGAGUCUGGAGUUGACGCCGAUUCCGUCCAAAAACAAAUCUCUGAAUCCUCGCCGAGAUACUCAUUUUAUCAUUAUCCCGAUUCCGAUGCCGUCAUCUUCAUUUACACAUGCCCAUCGGGCUCAUCGAUCAAGGAGCGGAUGCUGUUUGCUAGCUCUCGGAUGUAUGCGCUCCAAGUGGCUGAAGAACAGGGCCUAAAGGUUUCGAAAAAGAUUGAGGCCGGCGCGCCGGACGAGGUUACAGGCGAGCGGCUCCACGAAGAGGUGAACCCGCCACAAAACGACGGUAUCAGACGAGGAUUCGCGAAACCUAGGCGACCAGGGAGGUAA
Aspergillus puulaauensis is the source of this 1020-nucleotide messenger RNA. It is a transcript of the gene TWF1, whose product is annotated as twinfilin. Lineage: Eukaryota; Fungi; Ascomycota; Eurotiomycetes; Eurotiales; Aspergillaceae. Gene Ontology annotation, molecular function: actin filament binding; actin monomer binding. Gene Ontology annotation, cellular component: actin filament; cytoplasm. Gene Ontology annotation, biological process: actin filament depolymerization; barbed-end actin filament capping. The coding region runs from base 1 to 1020 and encodes 339 amino acids. The record is from RefSeq and is a predicted model, not a curated record. The transcript has 4 exons.